AUGGGCCUGGGACAAGUAGAGAGCAGGCAAGAAAACGUCUUGACACCAAACAACAACAAAGGCCUGCCCAUCCUGGACCCCAAGAUCUCAGAUGAGAAGCUGGGUGCCAUCCGAGGGUUCUGGUUCAAGGCCAUGGUGAGCUCCAGGACUGUGCCCAUCAUAUUCACUUGGCAGGAAACAGAGGCCGAGUCUCAGGUGCCCAAGGUGUCCCAAGAAACGGUGAACGUCUCCCCAUCCCGCCAGGGCUAG
Messenger RNA from Rangifer tarandus platyrhynchus (Svalbard reindeer), 249 nucleotides. NCBI's taxonomy places the organism in Eukaryota, Metazoa, Chordata, Mammalia, Artiodactyla, Cervidae. The record is from the annotation of a GenBank genome assembly.